AUGAAGCUCCAAGUACUCUACUCUCUUGUGGCUGCCAGUCUUGCCUUUGCCGAGCCGAUCGGCAACCCAGGAGCCUUUGUCCAAAGAGAUGUCGAGCAAACCAAGGACAAUUAUAUUCGAUGCUUUUCCCAGUACUUUAUCGGUGGCCUUCAAUAUUGCGGCGGAUACCCCGAUUGUGUGCCGCUUGCGAAUCUUCGCGCUUGCAUGAUAAAGUCGCUUGGAGGAUUCACCGAUACAGCCCCGUCCGAGGAAACCUUGAAGAAGUCCUUUGACACUUGUCGGUCGCAGGUGUCAAAAACAGUGCAAGAAAAUUCCAGUCUGACUUCCCAGGAAAAGGAAACUGUUCUGCAGUCCCUUGGAGACAGACAAGGGGAGGCUCUUAGUUUGAAUAAGUCAUGUGCGCCGGCUCCUAAAUAG
Messenger RNA from Aspergillus pseudonomiae, 417 nucleotides. RefSeq lists its product as uncharacterized. Lineage: Eukaryota; Fungi; Ascomycota; Eurotiomycetes; Eurotiales; Aspergillaceae. The coding region runs from base 1 to 417 and encodes 138 amino acids. The transcript is spliced from 2 exons. The record is from RefSeq and is a predicted model, not a curated record.